AAGUUCAACCAAAGCAUUGACAGACAUUGUUUAUAAAUUGAAAUUCAACUAAUUGCAGCCAUUGGACAGUCAAAUUACGCUCACCUCAGAUUAAUUGACAGAAGAAAUCAUUCAAGCUCUAUCAUUACAUGGAGGUUUAACACUUUACCAAAAAGCCUUCGCCUUUACACUUCACCAUGAAAAAAAGGAAUGUCCUUGUCAGGGAUUAUAGUAAAAGGACCAGAAAAUAUCAGCCAUUAAACAUAUCAUGUCAAACAAGUUAUGUUAGGUUGUGAAGUACCAAACGUUUCUUCUUCAGAUCUCUGUGGUCUUUUCGUUGUUGUUCUCUGCAGACUUUUCUAACACAUUUGGGCGAUUGUUGUUGGGGUUGGGGUUGGGGGGUUUAGUUCAAAGAGACCCAAAGAUGGCAGCAGGUGUUAAUAGGAAAAUAUCCGCCGCUUCAGCAAGAGCUCACACUAGAAGAGCCAAGCAAAACGCUUCUUUCAAGCUUCCUUCAGGGAUUUGCACAAAGAUACUAUUGGUCUUGUUUGCUGGGAUAUUGGCAUGGGCUUAUCAGGCUAUUCAGCCGCCAAUACCAAAGACAUGUGGCUCUCCCGAUGGUCCACUGGUCACGGCAUCGAGAAUAAAGCUCAAGGAUGGAAGGUAUUUGGCCUACAAAGAGCACGGUGUUCCCCGAGAUGCAGCAAAGUAUAAAAUUGUCUAUGUCCAUGGCUUUGAUUCUUGUAGACAUGAUGCUGUUGUUGCCAAUACCUUGUCACCGGAAAUUGUUGAAGCUCUCAGGGUCUAUAUUGUGUCUUUUGACAGACCAGGUUAUGGAGAGAGUGACCCUAAUCCAAAACGAACAGUUCAGAGCUUGCCUUUGGAUAUAGAAGAGCUUGCUGAUCAAUUGAGAUUAGGAUCCAAGUUUUAUGUAAUUGGAUUUUCUAUGGGGGGACAGGUUAUUUGGAGCUGCCUCAAGUACAUCCCACACAGGUUAGCUGGGGCAGCAUUGUUAGCUCCAGUUGUUAACUACUGGUGGCCUGGUUUUCCUACAAACUUAGUUACGGAAGCAUAUCAGCAACAGUUACCCCAAGACCAGUGGGCCGUUCGUGUGAGUCACUAUGCUCCCUGGCUUACCUACUGGUGGAACACUCAAAAAUGGUUCCCUAGUUCUAGCGUUGUUGCUCACAGUACCGAUAUUCUUAAUAGUGAGGACAAAAAACUCUUGCCCAAGAUAGUCUCUACUAGGAACUACACGGCAGUAGUAAGACAGCAAGGUGAAUACGAGUCUCUGCAUCGUGACUUGAUGAUCGGAUUUGGGACAUGGGAGUUCUCUCCCAUGGAUCUGGACAAUCCAUUUCCUAACAAUGAGGGAUCGGUGUACAUGUGGCAUGGAGAUGAAGAUAAGAUAGUGCCGGUUAUACUACAACGCUACAUUGCUCAACAACUCCCAUGGAUUCACUACUACGAACUACCAGGUGCUGGACAUAUGUUUCCACACGCUCCAGGGAUGUCGGAUAAUAUAGUGAAGGUUUUGGUCGGAGAGUAGUAGUCUGCAUUUAUAUGUGGAAUUUCCCUUUAUUCCAACCAACAUUGAUACUGCAAACCUCUCUAUAUGGAUUGAAUUCGACAAUUAUACAAGAGAAAUGCGAAGGGGUUGUUUAGUUUUAAGGUAAUGUUUGUUUGACAGAAUAUUUUGUAGAGAAAAUUUUCAGUAUUCUACCAUGUUUGGUUCAGGAAAAUAUUUUACUCCUCAACUUGAAAGAGCGUGUUUCCCUGACAUUUUACAAACUCAUCACUGUUUGCACCUUGUGUUUUUUUUUUCUUCCUCAAAUGAAAUAUAUAUCUUCUUCAACAA
Molecule: messenger RNA, 1837 nt
Organism: Gossypium arboreum
Lineage: Eukaryota; Viridiplantae; Streptophyta; Magnoliopsida; Malvales; Malvaceae
Exons: 5
Coding region: 404-1528 (374 amino acids)
Source: RefSeq, a predicted model, not a curated record